Diabrotica balteata is the source of this 2720-nucleotide messenger RNA. The record is from the annotation of a GenBank genome assembly. Lineage: Eukaryota; Metazoa; Arthropoda; Insecta; Coleoptera; Chrysomelidae.
UUCAAAAUUAAAUAACAAAUCAAAACCACAGUAUAUUGCUAAGCAAAACUCAAAACUCUAAAUCUUCCAUAUAGGAAUGGAAAAACGAAGUGAUGGAAAGAUCUAAUAGAAAUGGAUUUCAUCGAAAUGAUAAAGACGCCGAAAUUGGACGGUGUAAUUUUACAUAGCCCCUUUCAAGAUCCUGUGGAUGGGAGGAUAUGCAUAACAGGACAUCAUUUGAUAGUUUCUUCUAUGAAAGAGGAUGUACAAGAACUAUGGUUGUUACAUCAAUGUAUUGAUGCUGUGGAGAAGAAAGUAUCUAGCAACAACAAUGCUCAAAGCGGGGGCUCAAUUCUUCUCAAAUGUAAAGAUUUUAGGAUUCUACAGUUGGACAUAGCUCACCCGGAACAUUUCCAAAACGUAUACUUGUCCAUUCAGCGUUUGUCUAACUUGGAAAAACCGGAAUUACUGUAUCCUUUCUUCUACAGGCCUAUGUAUACCAUUUUAGAAGAUGGUUAUACUCUCUUUGAUUUAGAAGUAGAAUUUACUAAGCUUAUUGCCAGUGAUGAAUGGAGGGUCUCAAAUGUGAAUAAGAAUUUUAGUGUUUGUAGUACUUAUGGAAGCACAUUGGUAGUUCCUAAGGCAAUAGAUGAUGAAACCAUUGUGGCAUCUGCCCAUUUUAGAGAUGGGGGGCGUUUCCCAUGUCUCAGCUACAGGCAUGAAAAUGGCACAGUACUUCUCCGUAGCAGUCAACCGAUGUUGAACAAUGCCAACAGAAGGUGUAAGGCCGACGAAAAGAUAUUGAACUCAGUUUUGGGACCCUACAAGAAAGGUUACAUUAUAGAUAUGAGAAGUGCAACCUAUAUCAAUUAUUGCAAGAGUAAAGGUGGGGGUACUGAACCAGGCGGUUAUUACAAUCAAUGGAAGAAAGUUUUCAAACCUUUGGAUAAGAUAUCUAAAUGUGACGGAUCUGUUUUGGAUCAUUUAGCUAAGUUUAUUGAAGCUUGCAAUGAUCCAUCUUCAACAUCGGAUAAAUGGAUAUCUCGAAGCAGUAACUGGAUGGGACACAUUCAAAACACAUUAAAUGCUGCUUGUUUGGUGGCCCAAUGCUUGGAUAAAGAUGGAGCUUCAGUACUUGUCCACGGUACUAAUGGACAAGACAGUACCUUAAUUGUAAGUUCGAUAGCUCAGGUGAUUCUGAAUCCAGAUUGCAGGACAGUUAGAGGUCUUCAAGCCCUAAUAGAGCGUGAGUGGAUUCAAGCAGGUCAUCCUUUUCAAACGAGACACCAGAAGUUUUGUUUUACAAGCUCUAGAUCGAAGGGUAUCCAGCCGACAUUUUUGAUAUUUUUAGACUGUAUCCAUCAAUUGCAUUAUCAAUUUCCAAGUAGUUUCGAAUUCAAGACUGAUAUGUUAUUCUUGCUUUUUGAGCAUUCCUAUUUUAGUCAAUUUGGUACUUUUUUGGGUAAUUCCGAAUUGGAAAGAACCAAUAUAGAAUUAUCAAAGAACACAACAAGUCUUUGGUCAUAUCUAAACCGACCGGAUGUCCUAACUUCACUUCUAAACCCCACUUACGAGCCUAAUAAAGCACCUAUUUGGCCUAGCGUAGCCCCAGUGAGUAUUAUUGUAUGGGCGGAUUUAUACUUUAGGUGGAUAAUCGACCAACAACAUCAAAAAACCGCCUUAACGAAAGUACAAAACAUAAUUCAGCGGAGCAAAGAUCUCAGAAGCACUGCCCUCAAGUUAAGAAAGCAGCUCUUGGAUAAAAUUAAAGAAUUCAAAUGCAUGCAAGAGGAAUUGAAGGAAGAAGAAGAUGACGAUGACUGACACAUAUUUAGCUCUCUCCUUUUAGAUAAACACCAAUUUAUAUCCGAAUAUUUUUCAUAUCACUUAAAUUAGUCAAUUCUUUGAUAUCGUAUGGGUAACAAGAGAUGGAUGCAAUUACAUCAUUGUUCAUAUUUUUUUACUCUAAUUAUUUUUAUUAUUCAAUACAAAGUCCAUAAAUCACAUUUUCAAAGAAAAAUUAUACACUUUGGAUUUUAUUUUAUAAGAAUUCAAUGACUAAAUAUUAUUAUUACGGUAUAUCGUUUUCGGGCUUACAGACUGUGGUAUACAAUUAAUUCUUUAAGGCGUUUCGACAUUAUCAGAGGUAUACGGUAUACGUUAUCAGGGACAAUGUGGCAGCGGUUGAUGCUGUCAUCGCAUUUGCCAAUGUCUUCAUCAUUCUCGGACAAAACGUCAGGAAUAAAUAAAAAAACAAACAAAAAUCCAACAAUUGUUAGCAAACCGCUUUCAGAAAAUCAAUAUGUGUGGCAGGGGAAAUACAAUAAAACACAACUACUACUAGUCAGGCUGUUUUUGAAAAACAACCUGACUAGUACUUCGUCACUACCCAUUCACUAAAUGUAGACAACCUCCAAAUUCAAUUUUACUUUCGGCUUUAACGCUUCGAUCAAAACCGCUGUGUGUGCAAUGACACUUACUUACAAAAUUUAAAAAAGAUUGCUCGUGACAUUUAUUUAUACCAGUAUACACCAGGCCUAUUUAUUAAAUCAAUGUCACGAGUAUUGUAAAGUUCUUAUUUUACAGUUUUUUUAAUUAUGUUAGUAAGUCUGCGUGUGUACAUAUAUUAUUUUCAAAACAUAUUUAUAACAAUGAUGUGUACUUAUACUAUGGUUUGUUAGAACAGUGAGCGACGCAUAACUCACAGUCAGUCAAACGUCGCGCACGUUUGUCAAAAUCAA